GCGCAUCUUCAGCACUUCAGCACUUCAGCUGAGGAAACAGAGCUGUGUCUCUUUAAGUUGCGACCAAAGCCGAUUAUUGUCGAUUCUGCUUUUAGCGUCUGUUCACGUGUCUUUCACACUUAAGUUAUUGUGUGCACAAGACCACCAAAAGCGUUUAACGAGAUCUGUGUGGCUCAUUUGGUCGCAGGAGAUUUACUGUUCUGAUUGUUUGUGCAUUUGUCACCGGAUCGGAAAUUACUGGAUUAUCUAUUCCCUUAAAUCUCUUCCACUUUGUUUACUUUUUUAAGGUCUGUCUCUGAUGGUCAUGGGCUCGUGCACAGCGGCGUGAGACGUCGAGGUGGAAAAUGCAGAAAAGUGUGCGCUAUAAUGAGGGGCACGUAUUUUAUCUCUCUGUGAUCGCGCGUAAAGAGGGAACGAAGCGGGGCUACUUGAGCAAGAAAGCAACUGAUAACAGUCGCUGGAACGAGAAAUACUUUGCUCUAUACCAAAACAUCUUGUUUUACUUUGAGAACGAGCAGAGCAGCAGGCCGACAGGGAUUUAUUUACUGGAAGGAUGCAACUGCGAGCGCAUCUCUGCGCCCAAAGUGUCUACAGUCAGCAGAGACAAUUCAGAGAAGCAGCAGCACUAUUUCCUGGUCAUCUUCGGCCACGAUGGACAGAAACCUCUGGAGUUGCGGGCCGAAGAGGAUGCAGACUGCACUGAGUGGGUGGAAGCCAUUCAACAAGCCAGCUACUCUGACCUCAUCAUCGAGCGUGAGGUUCUCAUGCAAAAGUACAUCCACCUGGUGCAGAUCAUGGAGACGGAGAAGGUGGCUGCCAAUCAGCUCCGCACACAGCUCGAAGACCAGGACACGGAGAUCAAACGACUCAAGACUGAGGUUCUAGCUCUAAACAAAUCAAAGGAGAGAAUGUUACCUUGUCAUUCCAUUCAAGAUGAGGAUGAGCCUGACAUAAAGAAAAUAAAGAAGAUACAAAGCUUCAUGCGUGGCUGGCUUUGCCGGAGAAAGUGGAAGAUCAUUGUUCAAGACUAUAUCUGCUCACCCCAUGCUGAAAGUAUGAGAAAAAGGAACCAGAUUGUCUUCAACAUGUUGGAGGCUGAGACUGAAUAUGUGCUUCAGUUGUCCAUCCUGGUUAACUGCUUUCUGAGGCCACUCAGGAUGGCUGCCAGUUCCAAAAAACCUCCGAUGGGCCAUGAUGAUGUUAGCAGCAUCUUCCUCAAUAGUGAAACUAUAAUGUUUCUUCAUGAGAUAUUUCACCAAGGCCUAAAAGCAAGAAUUGCCAACUGGCCAAGAUUAGUUUUAGCCGACCUCUUUGAUAUAUUGCUGCCAAUGUUAAACAUCUACCAAGAAUAUGUGCGGAAUCACCAGUACAGUCUUCAGGUUCUAGCGAACUGCAAGCAGAACCGUGACUUUGAUAAGCUGCUCAAGCAGUACGAGGUCAAUGCUGCCUGCGAGGGCCGAAUGCUGGAGACCUUUCUGACCUACCCCAUGUUUCAGAUUCCUCGAUAUAUCAUCACUCUGCAUGAGCUGCUCGCCCAUACUCCCCAUGAGCACGUAGAACGCAAGAGUCUGGAUUUUGCCAAAUCUAAACUAGAAGAGCUGUCCAAAAUGAUGCAUGAUGAAGUAAGUGACACAGAAAACAUCCGUAAGAAUCUUGCCAUUGAGCGCAUGAUCGUGGAAGGCUGCGAUAUCCUCUUAGACACCAGUCAGACCUUUGUACGACAAGGCUCUCUGAUCCAGCUGCCUUCAGUGGAAAGAGGCAAACUGAGCAAAGUGCGAUUGGGCACGCUGUCUUUGCGCAAAGAGGGCGAGCGCCAGUGUUUCCUCUUCACCAAACACCUUCUGAUCUGCAACCGCACCUCCAGCGGCAAGCUGCAUCUGCUCAAACAAGGAGGAACUCUGUCUCUUAUAGAGUGCACACUCAUUGAAGAGCUGGAUGCCAAUGAUGAAGACUACACUGCUGCUGGCCAGGGCUUCAGUCAUUUAGAGUUUAAGCUGCUGGUCGAGCCAGCUGAUGGGCCGUCCUUCGCAGUAGUCCUGCUGGCACCGUCUCGCCAAGAGAAAGCUGCCUGGACCAGCGACAUCAGCCAGUGCAUCGAUAACAUUCGCUGCAAUGGCCUUAUGACCAGUGUUUUUGAAGAGAACUCCAAAGUCACUGUGCCUCACAUGCUCAAGUCAGAUACAAGGUUACACAACGAUGAUGUGGAUAUUUGCUUCAGCAAGACACUCAACUCAUGCAAGGUGCCACAGAUCCGCUACGCCAGCGUUGACCGUCUUCUGGAGCGGCUCACUGACCUGCGUUUUCUUUCCAUCGACUUCCUUAACACGUUCCUGCACACAUACCGCAUCUUUACCACUGCGGCUGUGGUCAUGGACAAAUUGAACGACAUCUACAGGAGGCCAUUUACCUCCAUACCUGUCAGGAUUCAGCACCACUCAACUGACCGUUUGUCCAUCUCCUCCAUCUGUCCAGACUACAGCCUGAAGAUCACAAGGCUUGCCCUGGACCAGUCUAAGUCUCUAGAGCUCUUUUUUGCCACUAACCAAGGCCCGUGGGGCAAUGAUCUACAGAACAACAAGUCCCCCCGUCUGUCACGCAAGUUCUCUACACCUCCUCCUCUUUCAAUACCUUCAUGGACAUCUUCACCCAUGCAUUGUCGUAAACUGUCGCUCAGCUCACCUGUAAGUGGUGUGAAAGCCAUGGCUCUGGAUCUCUCAGCCUCGUCCUUAACAGUCAGUAGUCCCACAUCCACCUACAACCCCAUGAUCUCUUCUCCACCCCCCAACUGUACUAAAGCUCCACUGGACCUGAGCAAGGGCCCCAGUUCCCCAGAGCUAGGCCCCAGCACACCAGAGGAAGGUGGGGAACUCCCACGUACUGACGCAACCUGCGGCAAGCUAAGGAGGAGUGUUAGGCGGAAUUUAGAGUCUUUGUCAUUUGACAAGUUCAUCCCAGAGACUCCUACCUCUGUUGAGUCAGGAGACUUAUCUCUGUGCAGCUUGUCCUCUACCCCUUCCUCCACCCCACGACACCCGCGUUACAGACAGCCAGGAGGUUUCACCAGCCCAGAGAAGUCAUACGACAAGGAGUUUCUUAUCCGCCGGGCCGCCACUAACAGGGUUCUCAAUGUCCUGCGACACUGGGUAUCCAAGCAUUCGCAGGACUUUGAUAUGAACAGAGAACUGAAGGCUGGAGUGAUCAAUCUGCUAGAAGAAGUGCUGAGGGAUCCUGAUCUGCUACCUCAGGAAAGAAAAGCCAUAACCAACAUACUAAGUGCCAUUUCUCAAGAAGAACCAGAUGACACGCAGCUUAAAAUCAAAGAUAUCCUCUAUACGGCUGAAUACUCCAAAAUGGAGUGUUUUGAGUCUCUGUCUGCCAUGGAGCUGGCUGAGCAGAUCACCUUACUGGACCAUAUUGUGUUUAGAAGUAUUCCCUAUGAGGAAUUUCUUGGCCAAGGAUGGAUGAAAGUGGACAAAAAUGAAAGAACUCCGUACAUCAUGAAGACUAGUCAGCAUUUUAAUGAUAUGAGUAAUCUAGUGGCAUCUGAGAUCAUGUCUCACACAGAGGUGAGCUCCCGUGCCAACUCAAUCGAGAAAUGGUUGGCAGUAGCCGAUAUCUGUCGCUGCCUCAACAACUACAACGGCGUGCUGGAGAUCACAUCUGCUCUCAAUCGCAGUGCCAUAUACAGGCUGAAAAAGACCUGGGCCAAAGUCUGCAAGCAGACCAAAGCAGUAAUGGACAGGCUGCAGAAAACAGUGUCUUCUGAAGGGAGAUUUAAAAACCUAAGAGAAACCCUAAAAAACUGCAAUCCUCCAUGUGUACCAUAUCUGGGCAUGUACCUAACAGACUUGGCAUUUAUUGAAGAAGGUACACCAAAUUUCACAGAAGAGGGGCUGGUCAAUUUCUCUAAAAUGAGAAUGAUUUCUCUCAUCAUAAGAGAGAUUCGACAGUUUCAGCAAGCCUCCUACAGGAUAGAUCAUCAACCCAAGGUGACACAGUUUCUGCUUGACAAAUCGCUCGUUAUGGACGAUGACACUUUGUACGAUCUGUCUCUAAGGCUUGAACCAAGACUCGCUUCUGCCAACUAAAGACACGUCUCAGCAUGUCUGCUUGGUCACGAUGGAACACAGCAUAUGGACAAUACUUCCGACUUUGGCAGCAGAUCAGGGAAUGCUUAAGUGAAUGUGAAAAUGAUGACAAAGCCUGAUCUUCUCUAAAGUGUUUUUUAGGAAGUCAGCACACGUUUUUUUAUACAGUUCAUGCCAAAAGUUUAAUACGUCUAGGCUUAAGAUCUCUUAGUCAAUUAAGGCAUCUACUUUUUUCAUAUUAGAGCUUAAUGUAAAACAUUUGAUUAGAUAGCAGAUCAAGAAAUUCAGUGUCUCUUUAUACAGUAUGGAACAUUCCAGAAACUGAUUUAAGGACUGAGAGAGCAGCUGUAUACUAUAGCAUGAGAAAAUCCAUGCAACUCUGCCAAGUCCACAAAAAAAAAAAAUUUACACCACCAAGAUCUGGUUCUUCUUUACUCCUGUAGAUACACUAUAUGGCCAAAGGUUUAUGUACACCGGAAUCUCACACACCUAUAUCACACCCCUGAUUGCACAAGAGGCUUUCCCAAUUGACAUUAGUGUAUUAUAGAGGAAUGAGGCAAAGAUGAACUAUCAGGCAUAAACAAACUAUCAGUACUGGUGGAGGAGUUGGUAGCAUUAGUGUAUGUAAAUCUACAUUACAUUAGUGUACAAGGAAGAAAAUGUCUACCCCUGUCUAAGACUGUCAUAAAAAAGCUACACUGGAGUUUGUAGGUUAUACUGAGAAAAUCUGAUUAAGUAACGGUUGUAACAAAUCUGUCUCUUUGCUAUGACCUCUUAAGGAUAUAAAGAUAUACACUGAUUGCCCUAACACAGGAAAUGUAUAGUAACAUGAAAUGUAGAAAUUUUGAACACUUUAUCCUAGGUGUAUGUAACCUUUUGGCUUCUACUGCACAUAGAUAAAUCAAUGUCAUAAUACUGUUCUUAUCUUUCUUAUGAGGUAACAUUUAUCUGAAAUUGUAAAAUGUUAGAUUUAGAAUAUUUUUUAUUUAAAUACUCGAAUACUCAGGUCAUACUGUGCCUUUUUUUCUGAAUACAAAAUAUCUGUAUAAUUCCAGAAAUGUCUGUUUUAUUAUUUAAAGAAAUGAUGUGGAAUUUCUUAAAGUCUAUAAAAGAAAUAGGCACUAAAACAGGAUGUGAUGCAGAGAUGCUGAAACACAUUGCCUUGAAAUAAGUGAAACAAGGUACUGACGGUUUGACAGACUGAUAUUUUAUAAAAAGGGACAGAUUAUUGUUUUUAAAUAGCUCUUAAGGUGGUUCAUUGUAAUGUGUGACAGUAAACAAUGGCGCCACCUAACUGAGGACAGUGAAACAUCAUGCAGUGGCAGGGGUUCGGCCCUGAAAAAGCACCUUUAGUUAUUUGUGAAUGCAUAGAUACAUAAUAGAAAAUAAAGCGAAAUGCCACUUUACUUAUUUUACAUUUACAUUUUACACUUUAAUUAUUUAUUUGCUUGAUUUCCACAUUUGGUAGUUUACUGUAUACAAAUAACUUUUUUUGUAAUAUUAGACAGAACAAUAGUUUUGCAUGAGACCAAUAUCUGAUUUAUGUGUCUUUUUUCUUUUUUAGUUUUGUACAUGUUAAUAUAAAACUGUGUAUUUAUAUUAAGGUAUUUGCUAUAUUUGGUAUAUUGUUUGCUUAUUCCUUGUACAACUUGCUAAAAUACUACAAACCUUAA
Messenger RNA from Tachysurus fulvidraco (yellow catfish), 5761 nucleotides. RefSeq names its product Ras protein-specific guanine nucleotide-releasing factor 2a (gene rasgrf2a). Gene Ontology annotation, biological process: Ras protein signal transduction; positive regulation of GTPase activity. The transcript is spliced from 27 exons. The record is from RefSeq and is a predicted model, not a curated record. Bases 345 to 4088 code for a protein of 1247 amino acids. Gene Ontology annotation, molecular function: protein binding; guanyl-nucleotide exchange factor activity. Gene Ontology annotation, cellular component: plasma membrane. NCBI's taxonomy places the organism in Eukaryota, Metazoa, Chordata, Actinopteri, Siluriformes, Bagridae.